This is a messenger RNA of Lactuca sativa (garden lettuce), 1301 nucleotides long. Its product is annotated as HNH endonuclease. The record is from RefSeq and is a predicted model, not a curated record. NCBI's taxonomy places the organism in Eukaryota, Viridiplantae, Streptophyta, Magnoliopsida, Asterales, Asteraceae.
AAUCGAGCGACACAAAGGACUGAAUAGUAAUUUCACAGAGGGUGAAGGCAGAAGAUAUUCGAAGUUGGGAAGAGGGAAUAUGUGGUAACAGAUUUUUCCCGGAAAAAAUGAUUUAGACAAGACUUCCACAACUCAAUUACUUACACAUUCCAACAAAAGGUGUUCAAAUUCGUCAGGAUCUGAGAAUUAUGUUUUAAAUCAGUUGAAAUUUGAUUCGAAUCGAUCAAACACACUCCAGAACGCUUUUAUUGAUGGCGGAAUUCACCGCCCUCCGUCGCCUGAAGCCGAUCUUCAUCGUCGACGAAAUGUCGGUAGGGUUUGAGCCAAAAGAUAUCAUCGGCGCUCCGUUGUACGGUGGCAGAAGUUGUAGGGGGUUGAGACUAUCAGACAAACGGAAGAUCACGGCAUUAACCAAUUAUACCCAAAAUCGUACCACCAGAGAUACUAGAGUCUUCGCGUCGGCGUCUGGGAGCAAGUCGAAGAGCAUGAAAGGCAAUGAAAAGGACGCGAUUGUCGAUCAGCAAGCUAUUUAUGAUGAACUGUUGGGAGAUCCUGAUUAUGAGAGUGAUAAUCUGUCUUGUUUCAGAGGUUUAGUUUUGGACAUCUCGUACAGGCCUAUAAAUGUUGUCUGCUGGAAACGUGCCAUUUGUUUGGAGUUCAUGGAAAAGGCUGAUGUUCUUGAAUAUUAUGAUCAAACUGUGAACUCUCCUAAUGGAUCCUUCUAUAUACCUGCUGUUUUAAGGGUUCCACAUUUGCUUCAGGUUGUUAAGAGAAGAAGAUUUGUGAGUUUGCUUAGCCGAAAAAACGUAUUAGCUCGUGACAAUUUUACUUGCCAGUAUUGUUCUUCUACUAUGAACUUAACUAUUGAUCAUGUCAUACCCAUGUCACGAGGUGGAGAAUGGAAAUGGGAAAAUCUUGCUACUGCUUGUUUGAGUUGCAACUCAAAGAAAGGUCAUAAAACACCCGAGGAAGCUAACAUGAAGUUGCAUAAGGCCCCAAAGGCACCUAAAGAUUAUGAUAUAGUUGCAAUACCUUUAACAAAUAUGGCGAUUAAGAUGCUAAAAAUGAGAAAGGGGACGCCCGAAGAGUGGCUUCAGUAUUUGGGAGGGCCAUCGCCUUGACUUGAUUAAUUUGGUUGUAAUUUAUAGAUGUCCAUAAUUAAUAAUUUUAUUGUAUAUAGACUUUGAUCUAAUAUAAUAUGUAUAUUCAUAUAGGAUAUGGUGCUACACUUGUAAAGACAUAUGUCUAUAUUUGUAAAUAAAGAUAAUCACAAAAAGAACAAAAUAUGUGGAGUUAUUUAA